AUGAAACUGUCUUCUCUCGCUGUAUUUUUCGCUUCAGCUGAAUUAGUGACCAGUAAAGGUCCUCUACGUACCUUUGAAGAAAAUAUGGAAAAAGCAGAUGACAAUUUAUUAAAAGACAAUAACUUCACGUUCGUGCCACCAAUACCCGUGCUGAAAACAAUUGCAAAUGAAUACCGGCAAAAUCACAGGCUUAGUGAAGAUAUCUUCACAGAAAUUCGAAUUUUGAAACGUGCACUAGCAGUAGCUGAUAUUUCUUCAAAUGAUUUUAGUGGCUAUAUUCGUACAACUGGAGAAGACCCAUUCACCGUUCAUUUGAUGUGUGAAGCACAAAUUCUUCGUUAUAUAAAUUAUUGUCGAUCAGUUUCAUAUUCAUUUCUUCAUUUGGAUGCCACCGGAAGUGUUAUUCGGAAGAUAACCGAGCAAAAAUCGGCUUUCUUUUACAGUUGCAUCUAUAAAGACGACGAUGAUCCAAGUUGUCUGUUACCGUUGGCCAGUGCACUUUUGUGCGAUAACACUGUCACUGGUAUUCACCAUUUCUUAUUGAAUAUUCGAAAACAUAUUGUUAUUAUUAAACGUGUAUUUGUACGACCAUCUUUUAUAAUCGUUGAUUUUAGUCACGCGUUAAUUAAUGCAGUAUUAUCUUCUUUCAACAAUAUGGAUAUAAAUACGUAUCUUCAAAUAUGCUUCAACAUCUUGCAAUGUAAAUAUACUAGAAAGAAACUUAAAGCACUAACAAUUAUUCGAAUGUGUUGCGCACAUGCUAUACAUGCUUUUGCUCGAAAUUUGGCAAAAUUUCAAAUUCCAGAAAAACGUCGACAUCCACCAAUAAAACUUUUUGCUCUUCUUCUGAAUACAAAUGAAAGUGAACAAAUUUUUGAAUUGUUUGCAAAGAUAUGUGCUAUAUUUGGUGAUCCACAGAAUUGUAAUGCUGAAGCUGAUUUGGAUCCAAUUCUCUGUGUAAAAGAGUUAUUAAAAUUUGAUUUAGAAAAAUAUUUAUGUGAAGAUGAAGAAGGCGAUGUUCUACAGGAAUCGCAGGUGAAAGGAUAUCAAGUUGAAGAUUUAACAAUCUCUACAUCAGCGAUCAUCCACCAGUCACCUUUUAAUAUUGAAAUGCGUAAACGUACGAAUAUAUUAGAACAUCUCCUUGAAAAAAAUAAAACGAAACAAAAUCAGAAACAAAAACCAACAAAUCCGCUCUAUUCUCCUAAAAUUUUAUUAUUGUUCUAUAAGUGGUUCGCCUAUGUACCGCUAUGGAGUUGUGUCUUUCUCGAAUUUAAAGAACGUUACGCCAGUGAUAGAAAUGAUAGUUCUCCUGGUAAACGAACUCUUGGAGGUGGUCGUGUCUCCAACGCACCUAUCGAAAGCUAUUUUGAAAUUAUAAAAGAAAGUGUCCUUCAAAAGAAAACACGUAAGUCUCUGUAUUUGAGACCUGGCGAUUUCAUCACAAAACUCUAUACUAGCGUAAUGGCACGUCUAAAAGCUGGUAAAUACAAUGUUCAACAACAGAGUACACGGAAAAAAGGAAGGAAAAGAGUAACGGAUGUGUUGCUUUCGGAGAAGUGGGGUGAAAGUAAUAAACGAAAGAAUCGUGGUCGAUAUUUUGCAAAACAUAAUCAAAAUUCAUAUGUAAAUAAAAGGUAUGUACUUCUGCAUAUUUGUCGCCAGUUCGUGUAGGCUAUUUUU
This is a messenger RNA of Didymodactylos carnosus, 1683 nucleotides long. NCBI's taxonomy places the organism in Eukaryota, Metazoa, Rotifera, Eurotatoria, Philodinida, Philodinidae. The record is from the annotation of a GenBank genome assembly.